AUGUCGCCAGUCUCACUGCCUUCGGAUUUCGAAUGGGGCUUUGCAACAGCAGCAUACCAGAUCGAGGGGGCCGUGGAUGAAGAUGGGCGUGGUAAGUCGAUCUGGGAUACUUUCUGUCAUCUUCAGCCCACGAGAACCAAGGGGGCAGACGGGGAUGUCGCUUGUGACCACUAUCACCGAUAUGAAGAAGAUCUUGAUCUCCUUUCCAGAUACGGUGCAGCAUCUUAUAGAUUCUCAAUCUCCUGGUCUCGCAUUAUCCCUCUGGGGGGAAGGGAUGAUCCUGUGAACGAAGCAGGCAUUGCAUUCUAUGACAAGCUCAUCGACGCUCUCCUUUCAAGGGGAAUCACCCCAUGGGUUACCCUGUAUCAUUGGGAUCUUCCUCAAGGCAUUCACGAUCGAUACGGUGGCUGGCUGAAUGUAGAGGAGUCGCAACUUGACUUUGAGAGAUACGCGAAGGUCUGCUAUGAGCGAUUCGGAGACCGAGUCAAGAACUGGAUCACGAUCAAUGAGCCAUGGAUUGUUUCAAUCUUUGGAUAUGGCAACGGGUGGAACGCACCUGGACGCAGCAGCAUAAAUCCAAUGGCCGUCCAGGGUGAUACUUCCACAGAGCCUUGGGUUGUUGGCAAAGCCUUGAUCAUGAGCCAUGCCCGGGCGACUUCACUGUAUAAUCGUGAUUUUCGUCACUCUCAAAAGGGCAAGAUCGGUAUUUCCCUGAAUGGCGAUUAUUAUGAGCCUUGGGAUAGUCAAGAUCGGCGAGAUCAUGAGGCUGCCGAGCGCCGAAUGGAGUUUCAUAUUGGAUGGUUUGCCAACCCCGUGUGUCUCGCGCAAGAUUACCCAGAGUGUAUGAGGGCUCAAUUGGGAGAACGGCUCCCCCAUUUCACGGAGUCAGAUUUCGCCCUACUCAGGAAUGCUGAUAUGGACUUCUAUGGGAUGAACUACUAUACAUCCCAGUAUGCCCAAAAUCGAGGAACCAUUCCUCUAGACACCGACUUCCUGGGAAACGUGAAUGAGUUGCAAGAAAACAAGGAUGGUAUGUCAAUCGGAGAGAAGAGUGGUGUAUCUUGGCUUCGAUCAACCCCAGACCUGUUCCGCAAGCACUUAACUAGGGUGUAUCGAAAAUAUGGCAAGCCGAUUUAUGUCACAGAAAAUGGGUGCCCUUGUCCUGGCGAAGACAAGAUGACAUGUGAAGAGGCCGUCAACGAUGACUACCGAGUCCAAUACUUUGCAGACCAUCUCGAUGCAAUUGGAAGAUCUUGCGAAGAUGGCUCCGAUAUCAGAGGAUAUUUUGCGUGGUCUUUGAUGGACAAUUUAGAAUGGUCCGAUGGAUAUGGAGUUCGCUUUGGCGUUACCUUCACUGAUUACGACACUCUAGAACGAACUCCGAAGCGAUCUGCUCUGCUUUUGAAAACGAUGUUUGAUGAACGCAUGAGCACCGCACGAGAACAUGACGCAGGUCCGGUGGGCUUGAAUGAGCCUAAGCCACGUAUAUGA
Penicillium salamii is the source of this 1491-nucleotide messenger RNA. Lineage: Eukaryota; Fungi; Ascomycota; Eurotiomycetes; Eurotiales; Aspergillaceae. The record is from the annotation of a GenBank genome assembly.